Messenger RNA from Echinostoma caproni, 459 nucleotides. The record is from the annotation of a GenBank genome assembly. NCBI's taxonomy places the organism in Eukaryota, Metazoa, Platyhelminthes, Trematoda, Plagiorchiida, Echinostomatidae.
AUGAAAUUUGCGGAUCUUUCUUCACACGAUGCCGAAACAAUUAAAAAGACCGUCAAGAUUUUUGAAGAAGGCGGUUCGGGAACUGUGAAAACAGCUCAACUUGGAAAUUUGUUGCGUUAUCUCAAACUAAUUCCGACUAAUGCUGAGAUCGAACAACUGACCCAAGUGGGAGAUCCACAAAAUACCGGUCAAAUACGUCAGACAGUGCUUUAUCAUAUCAUUGCAGAUUUAUGGCCGUCAAAUCCAUCGGAAGUAGAACAACGAGUUUGGAGCGCAUUCCUUUCUUUUGACAAGCUGGAUCAGGGUGUGCUGACAUCAGAAGAAUUUCGACUAAUUCUAACAAGUAUUGGACACGAACCGAUACCCGAGUUUGAGGUGAAAAAGAUACUCAAAGAAUUUGCGGAUCCGAAAACCGGCAAAGUUCCUUACGGUGAAGUUAUACGCACGUGGAUGAAAUGA